Molecule: messenger RNA, 753 nt
Organism: Phytomonas sp. EM1
Lineage: Eukaryota; Euglenozoa; Kinetoplastea; Trypanosomatida; Trypanosomatidae
Source: the annotation of a GenBank genome assembly
AUGAGUCGUGCGGGGUUUGAUCAGUACAUCACGGUGUUCAGCCCGGAGGGCUCGCUCUACCAGGUCGAGUACGCCUUCAAGGCGGUCGCGUACUCCGGCCUUCUGACUGUCGCGGUGCGUUACCGGGAUGGGGUGCUCGUCGUCACCCAACAUCAGGUCCCCGAUCGCCUGAUGAAGCCGAAUUCCAUCACCGCCCUCUUCGACCUCACCGAUCACGUCGGGUGUUGCGUUACGGGGCGGGCGCCGGAUGGUCGGGCGAUGGUGCAACGCGCGCGCGAGGAGGCGUCGGAGUAUAAAUACCGCUACGGCCUCCCCAUCCCAAUCGGGGUGCUCGCGAAGCGGAUUGGGGAGAAGGCGCAGGUGCGAACGCAGCAGGCCGGGCUCCGCCCGAUGGGCGUCAUCGUCACGCUGAUCGGGAUGGAUCAGCAGGAUGAGGAUGGGGCGUGGGUGCCGCGGAUCUACACCGUCGACCCCGCGGGGUGGGUGGGCGGCUACCACGCCGUCGCGAACGGGAAAAAAGACGUCGAGGCGCUCGCUUUUCUCGAGAAGCGGCAGAAGAGCAAGCCGUUUGACGAGCUCGAUCAGAAGGAGGCGGCGAUGAUCGCCCUGGCGGCGGUGCAGACCGCGGUGGGUGCGUCCCUGAAGGCCUCCGACGUCGAGGUGGGGAUCUGCUCGAUAGAGCACCAACGCAUGGUGCGGGCCUCGAAGGAGCAGGUCGAGGAUUGGCUCACGGCCGUCGCGGAGGCCGACUAA